Molecule: messenger RNA, 1614 nt
Organism: Penicillium lagena
Lineage: Eukaryota; Fungi; Ascomycota; Eurotiomycetes; Eurotiales; Aspergillaceae
Product: putative choline transport protein
Exons: 3
Coding region: 1-1614 (537 amino acids)
Biological process (GO): transmembrane transport; amino acid transport
Cellular component (GO): membrane
Molecular function (GO): transmembrane transporter activity
Source: RefSeq, a predicted model, not a curated record
AUGGCGAUGGCUGAGAAGCAUUUAUCUCAAGAUGGGGAGAAAGUGAGCAAUCAAAGCGCGAUGGAUGAAGUGCGGCUCGAAGCGGCCUUGGGACACAAACAGGAGCUGGUGAGGAAUUUUUCGCUCUGGAGUUUGACGAGCUUGGGGAUUGUCAUUGCCAAUUCAUGGGCUUCCACAGGAGGAACCAUCGUUGCGGCGCUCCAGAACGGUGGCCCAAUGGCAGUUCUCUACGGGCUCAUUCUCGUCAGUAUCUUCUACACGGCUAUUUCAGCGUCCCUGGCCGAGCUCGCCUCGUCCAUGCCCUCUGCCGGUGGCGUGUACUACUGGUCGUCAGUAUUGAGCCGGAAUCGCGGCCGUGCAGCAGGCUUUUUCACGGGAUAUCUCAACGCUUGUGCAUGGCUCCUGUCUGCGUCGUCUAUGAGCUCCAUGCUAGGCAAUGAGGCAGUGGCCAUGUACCUACUCCGACACACCGAGGUGCGCUGGCGCUCCUGGCAUGUGUUUGUGGUUUUUCAAAUUAUGAACUGGACCUGUUGCGCCAUUGUCUGUUUAGGGAAUCGAUUUAUCCCAUUGAUCAAUCGUAUUGCCCUGACUCUGUCCAUGUGUGGACUUGUCACGACGGUGGUGGUUCUCUCCGUCAUGCCGAAGAAACACGCGAGUAAUACGCAGGUGUGGACGACAUACUACAAUCGGACUGGUGGAUGGUCGGACGGGGUCUGCUUCAUGACAGGCCUCCUGAAUGCUGCUUUCGCAGUGGGCGUGCCUGAUUGUAUCAGCCACUUAUCGGAAGAGGUUCCAAAACCGGAGAUCAAAGUGCCUCAAGGAAUCAUGCUCCAAAUGCUAACGGCAUUCACAACGUCCUUCGUCUACCUAAUAGCCCUCUUUUACUCUAUUCAAGACCUCGACGCCGUCUUCAGCAGCACAAUCGGCUUCUUCCCCACAGCCGAAAUCUACCGACAAGCUACAGGUUCCAACACCGGUGCCAUCGGGCUAAUCGCCGUGUUAUUUCUGGCCACAUUCCCAACCCUCAUCGGCACCUUCGUGACCGGCGGCCGGAUGUGGUGGAGUCUAGUCCGUGACAACGCCACCCCCUUCGCAUCAUAUUUUGCCUACGUUGAUCCCUCGCUCAACUGUCCCGUGCGUGCGACUGUUGCCAUGAGCGCGAUGGUCACCUGCCUAGGCUGUAUAUACGUUGGUAGCGCAACGGCCUUCCAAGCCCUGAUUUCCUCAUUCAUUGUGCUGAGCUCAUUGUCCUAUCUCGGGGCUAUCCUCCCGCAUGUCCUCUCCGGCAGACGCAAUAUGGUCCCCGGACCGUUCUAUAUGGGCCGCAGGUUGGGAAUGAUUGUUAACCUCGUCGCUCUGAUGUAUAUCCUCGUCACGGUCGUGUUCUUCUGCUUUCCGCUCGUGCUACCUGCCACGGCCAAGAACAUGAACUACACCAGCAUCAUCAUCGUUGGUCUGAUGGCAUUGACUGCGCUGUGGUGGUUAUUCCAGGCUAGACGCGUGUAUCAGGGCCCGAAGUACAGUUUUGAGGCGGCGGAGCGAUUGACCGCGUUCCAGGAGGGUAAAGAGGGUCGUCGGGUUAUUGCAGAUUUGGCGGACGUGACUACUGUUUGA